UAAUCUGAGUCAGGCCUUCGGUGAUACUUAAAAUUGCAGACAGAAUGAAACACUUCAGUCAUGGAAGCUUUAUGAUGUGAUGGGCUAAGAUAACUGAAACCCAUAAUUGAAAAUAUUCUGGCUAAAUUUGCCAUUAUAUGAUGAAAGGAACUUCAAAAAGUGAGAGGCAUUAACAAUUUACUCAUAGAAAAUAUGCAGACAACAGGAUUUUCUCGGCCGGUGGUGGUGAAAGAGUGGCCCGUUCGUCAUUGCUUUGUCUCUCUUCCCCGCCACUGGGCAAGCAUGACCCUCCCUGCCCCAACACCUACAUUUUGCUUGGAAACCUCAAAGGGACAGUCUCUUAUGCUCUCAUGGGCAGGAAAUAUUCAUAAUCCAAGCUCAGAGAGGGAGAACACUAUAUUAGUUGGCAGAGAAGUAUUGAAAGAUUGCAAAAUAAGUGAUGGUGAAGUCGGUGUGUUAACUCAAGUUCAGGUACCACCUCCCUGUUCAACGAUUACAGUUAUGGUUGGGUCACUAGCACAGUGGCAGGACAUGGCACUCAAUGCAGAAGUUGCCCAGUCUGCAAUCUUAAGUCAGGUACGGGUAAUAGGUAUAGGGCAAUGCAUUCCUCUAUGGUUGGAAGGUGGAGUAUGUGUCUACCUCACUGUUACCAGUCUUGAACCUUCUCUCAAAUAUGCUAUUCUCCAACCCAUGACCCAAGUAGAAGUUCUCCCACCCAUGGAUACUGAAAGAUCUCAAGAAUAUACUGCAAUUAACUUUGUACCAACAAGUACAGAAUCUUUGGAUGAAAGUGAUGAUUUUACUAGUAAUCAGGAAAAGGUGCAUUCUAGUAACUCCUCUGAAGUUUCUGAUGUUUCAUCUGGAGGUGAUGAGGAAAUCCAAGGACAAAAUAGUUUUGAAAAAAGUAUGUUUACAAUGAUACUGAACUAUAUGCAGAGAAAACUUAAUGAACAAAAAGCAGUGUGUGACUUGCCAGUAAAGAGAGAGAUACGAUUAGGCUACAGGGUGGUUCCUGUUCCAGAAGAACUAAACUCUGUGUUCACUGAUGGCCUCCUUGAUCACCCAUCACUAAUCAUCAUCAGUAGAGAAAGUCUGUUGUAUACUUAUUACAAAGAUGAAGUUAGUUUUAUUUGUUGCAUGAGAACAAUUAAUUCCUUGAAAGAAAAUUCUGAAGUUUCAAUUUCCUCUAGAGAAGAAAAUAAAUCAAAUGAAUUACAGAAACAAAAAAGCAAAUCAAGUGGUGAGGCACUUGCUUCAUGUCUGUGUAUAGCUAUUGUGUGGGAAAAUUUUAUUCAGGGAAGAAAUAAAAGUGUUGACUUUACAAGUAAAAUAAGUGCUCUCUUGAAAGCAAACAAUUGUGUGAUUCCUAAUUGUUUAAGACGGAUUAUGAGACUUGGCACCCUGAGUGUUGUUGAACUACAGACAUCAGAUAUUAUUGUCAAGAAUAUACCAGUGUCUGUCGACAUACUGCCUCUCACACCAGUAGGUGAUUCUAAAACAUUGUUACUCUGUGAAAAUGUUAAGAUGCUGUUGAAAAAUUUAGCUGAUGAAUAUACAGUGAUUAUUAAUCAGAAUACAUUGAUAGAAAUUAAUUUAGAUGGUAAAAUGGUUGAUGUGUUUAUUACAACAAGGGAUGGCAUUCCUUUGAAACUUGAUAAUAAAUCAGUACCAUUGUUGGUAGUAACACUGUUGAAGCAGUAUUCCAGUCUUCCAUACAUUCACAGUACAGUUAAUAGCCUUAAUAGAAGUUUCCAUGCAAAACUUUCCUAUGUUGGAGAUGAAAGAAUCUUCUUAAAUUUAAAGCAGCAUAUCUUGCUUGGACAAGGCUACAGAGGUGAUUCAUAUAAUAUUGGUCCUCAGUUUGUACUUCUGCAGGGUAGUAAAGGUUCAGGGAAAACUAGCUUAGUUGAAUCACUUCUUGAGUGUCUUUCGGCUUAUCCCUACUAUAUGCAUUCUGAUAUUGUCAGUUUUAAGAAACUGAAAGGAAAGAAAAUGGAAACAGUAGAAAAAAAGCUGCAACUUGUCUUCAAAGAAGCUAUUUUUAAAAGACCUUCAAUUAUUGUGUUAGAUGAUGUUGAUUAUUUAGUACCAUCACAGGCAUCUAUAAGUGAAGAUUCUGGACCAGUGUAUGAACACACAGUGCAGAUGGUCAGUAUGAUCACAGGCCUUUUAGAUCAACUUAUAAACUUUUUAACGGAUCUUGACUUUCCAUUACACUUGGAGAACUCAAAAACAGGCUCUGUAAUGGUUAUUGCAACAUGCAUAACCAGGACAAGUGUUCAUCCUCUUCUGGUGAGCCCUCAAGGGUGUCACUAUUUUCCUUGCACUUUUGGAAUUACUCCCUUAGAACCAGAGGGCAGGCUUAAAGCACUGAAUGUUAUGCUUAAAGCUCACUUGAAAAAGUAUAAAUGCUGUUACAAGAGUUGUCUGCUAGAGGCUGAUAAAACCUGUAAACUUGACAAGGAUUCAUUGUCCCGGUGCAUACUGAUAGAUACCAAAGUGAUUACCAGACAGACAGAAAGUUUUGCCCUUCCAGAUUUAAGCCACCUUGCUCUAAGAACCUUUUUACAAGCAAAGUAUCGGUGGGAAUGCAGAACAAGAGGAAGAUUUUCCAAUAUGAAAAGCCAGUCAGAUUUUCCUAACCAAAUACAUAGGGUACCUCUUUCCCAUGGAACCAUCAGCUUGAGUGAAGACAGUGUUGAGACUCCAGACACAACCUCUGAUGUCAUCCUGAACUGUGAUGUUGAAGCUGCCUUCCAAGGAUACAUACCUCUGGCUCUUCGAGGUUUGUUGUUAUCAGAGAAAAAAACUAAUGCAAGCCUACAAGUUGGUGGCCUAGCAGAGGCGAGCAAGACACUUGAAGAAACUCUCACUUGGCCAUCAGUAUAUCCAAACCUUUUUAGUAAGAUUAAGUUGAGACUUCGUUCUGGAGUGUUGCUAUAUGGUCCCCCUGGUUGUGGCAAGACUCUUCUUGCUAAUUCUGUCACUGCCAGCUGCCAAUUGAAUUUAAUUUCAGUGAAGGGACCAGAGCUUCUCUCAAAAUAUAUUGGUGCUAGUGAAAAGGCUGUCCGAAAUGCAUUUGAAAGAGCUUCAAGUGCCAAACCAUGUGUCCUCUUUUUCGACGAGUUUGAAUCAAUUGCACCUCGUCGUGGACAUGACAGUACAGGAGUUACUGAUCGGGUUGUGAAUCAACUGCUUACACAGAUGGAUGGUGUUGAAGGCCUCACUGGUGUCUACAUUCUGGCUGCAACCUCAAGGCCAGACCUUAUUGAUCCAGCACUGCUCCGGCCAGGACGCCUAGACAAGUGUGUGUUUUGCCCCAUUCCAUCAUUAAGUGAUAGAAAAGAAAUUCUUCUGGUCCUUAGUGAAGCUAUGGAGUUAGGUGAUGAUAUAGACUGGGAAGAGGUUGCUAGGGCCACAGAGAAUUUUACUGGUGCAGACCUCCAGAGUCUCUUGUCUACGUCUCAAGUUCUGGUUGCUCAAGAAGUUCUUGGAAAUACUUUGUAUGAUGGUGUAAUCCAAGAUGACCAGAGUAAUGUGAAGGAAGAAGUGACAGACACUGCAAAUACUGUUUCUCAUGAUGUAGCUGAGUUAGCAGACUCAACCGUGUACUCUAGAGAUGAUAGUGUAGAUCAGGAACACGAAAGAGAUGUUCAUUUGAAACAUACCAUACAGGAAAAAAUAAUUUUUGAAAAAGAUAAAGAGAAAGUGACAUUUAGUCAAAAAAGAAUUUUUUUUAAAAGGGAUUGUAAUUUAGAUAUUGAAAAUAAGACUGAUGAUAAAAAUGUUCUAGUUGCAAAAGUUACUGACAAACUGGAAUGUGACACUCCACAAAAUAAUGCUUGUGGCCAGUCUAAAAACUUGAAAUUUAGAGUUUUUAAAAGACAUAUUGAUGCUGCACUGAAGGAAGUAAAACCUUCUGUUACAUUGAUUGAUCGGCUAAGAUAUGAACAUUUAUAUGCAACUUUCACCAAGUCUAAAGAGGGAAGCUUUGGUAAACCAUCUCCAGGGAAGAGAGCUACUCUAGCAUAAACAAGAUAGAAAAAUAAAUAUUAUUUUUGAACUAAUUUUUUGUGGCUAUUACAGAAAAAAAAGGUGUUGAAUACAUUAAAAUGGAGAGAAUUAAUUUUAAUUUUAGAGACAGUGUGAUUUCAUUUUUAUAUUCAAACUGUUUUGUUUUGGUCUACUUGUUAUAGUACUUGUGAGCACAAUUAAUGUUGGACAUUUAUUGAGAUUGUAUCAUUGUUCAGUUAAAUACUUAAUGAUAUUUUUGAAGAAAUUACAAUAAAAUGCAUGAUUGCAAAUAUGAAAAAAUACCACAGUGAAAUAGAAAAUAAAACAUUAGCAUUUUCAUGUGCUUACAUACACAUCUUCAGAGGAAGUGGCGUGUGUAAGCACAUGAAAGAUACUUGUGUAAGCACAUGAAAGAUACUUGUGUAAGCACAUGAAAGAUACACAAAUAACCCGCACAUAAAAGACAGAAGCUUAAGACGAUGUUUCGGUCCGACUUGGACCAUUGACAAAGUCACACUGAACAGAGCUUCAAGUGCCAAACCAUGUGUCCUCUUUUUCGACGAGUUUGAAUCAAUUGCACCUCGUGUGACUUUGUCAAUGGUCCAAGUCGGACCGAAACGUCGUCGUAAGCUUCUGUCUUUUAUGUGCGGGUUAUUUGUGUAUCGUUCCAGUCACGGUAUUGUGCCUUUUUGUUAUUUAUGAAA
Cherax quadricarinatus is the source of this 4718-nucleotide messenger RNA. It is a transcript of the gene Pex1, whose product is annotated as peroxin 1. Gene Ontology annotation, biological process: protein import into peroxisome matrix. Lineage: Eukaryota; Metazoa; Arthropoda; Malacostraca; Decapoda; Parastacidae. Gene Ontology annotation, cellular component: peroxisome; peroxisomal membrane; cytosol. The record is from RefSeq and is a predicted model, not a curated record. Gene Ontology annotation, molecular function: ATP hydrolysis activity; ATP binding.